This is a messenger RNA of Malassezia japonica, 381 nucleotides long. It is a transcript of the gene DAD2, whose product is annotated as DASH complex subunit dad2. Gene Ontology annotation, biological process: mitotic cell cycle; attachment of spindle microtubules to kinetochore. The transcript has 3 exons. Lineage: Eukaryota; Fungi; Basidiomycota; Malasseziomycetes; Malasseziales; Malasseziaceae. Bases 1 to 381 code for a protein of 126 amino acids. Gene Ontology annotation, cellular component: DASH complex; mitotic spindle midzone; mitotic spindle. The record is from RefSeq and is a predicted model, not a curated record.
AUGGCGCCGCUGAGCCAGAGGAGCAGCGUGGCGCCGAUGUCGCGCGCGCGCAUGUCGGUCGCGCCCGGCGGCUCGAAUGCGCGUCUCGCCGCAAAGCAGGCGGAGCUGCAGGCCCUCCAGCACUUGCGGAGCGAAUCGGCGAACCUUGCCCACGAAAUGGCGCAGCUCGGCGACCGCGUGGAUACCCUCGUCGCCGGUGGAAGCACCGUCUCCUCGGUCAUGGCGAGCUGGCAAGGCGUAUUCCGUGCGAUUCAGAUCGCGCAAGCGACGAUCCACGUCUCGCGCGACGCGUCCGAACAAGAUACCGAGUCGCCCGAUGCGCGGCAAGUGCCGGACGCGCUUGUGCGUAUUCCCAUCCAGCAGAGUGAACAGACGCAGUAG